AUGGGGACGGGUGGCUGCCCUGAGAGCAGUGUGUGGUACCGGAUCCCUGCCUGCUCUGCUGGCUCCGGCUGCUGGUGCCGCUGGAUCCCGAGGGAGCUGCUGCAGCCUGGGGCUGCCUGGCUGGCAGGUCCCAGCUCCAGUGUCAGCAUUCAGAGCUCCAUCAGCGACAUGGUUCUGCACGCUCGGUGCUCCUGCUGUGGCGAUGGAGAUGCCAACCUUGUGUCUGAACGGCACAUCUCACCUCUGGCUCUGGAGCAGGGGCUCGGGGCACCCUCGGGCUCGGGCCGGCAGCCAGCGCCAGGAUUCCCCGUCCCACAGCGGGACGGGGCGGGAUCAAUGACUCCGCUGUCUCUCGGCACAGACCUGCGCCCGCUGGACAUCCUGUCGGAGGCGGUGCCGGCCGGGGGGCCGGCCCGGGGCAUGCGGGUCUUCCAGGUGCAGGGGGUGCGCGGCUUGCAGCUCUCGGCCGCGCGGCCCCGCGCCCUGGGCUUCCCCGCCUCGCGGCUCUUCAUCCACUGCGACCGCUUCCCCGAGGAGUUCUCCCUCAUCGUCACGCUGCGGGCGCGGCGCCGCCCCGCCAAGAGGAACGAGUACAUCUUCACGCUGAUGGUGGAGGAGAGCCCCAGCGUCCUGGUGGGGCUGCGCUACGCCCCCGACAAGCUGCACUUCCUCUUCUGGAGCCAGGAGCGCGCCGGCGGCUGGCAGACCCGCGUCACCUUCCCCAACGUGUCCCUCUCCGACAACCAGUGGCACACGCUCAUCCUGGCUGUCUCCGGGCAGUCCUUCUCCUUGACAGUGGACUGCAGCAUCCCCAAGGAUGUGGUGGUGGAGACACCAUUUCCAGCCUCGCUGUCGGUGAGGAGAGCCACCUUCUACCUGGGCAACCGGCGGAGGAGGAAAGGCGUGUUCACGGGCUUGCUGAGACAGCUUGUCCUGCUGCCAGGAGCUGAUGCCACCCCCCGGAUAUGCCACGCCGUGAACUUCAAAGUAGCAACGCUCUCUGUCCCCAGUGUCCUCCAGGAUGUCCCUAGGCUCCUGCCUGCCUCCUCUCUGUGCCCAGAGGCUGACAUGAAGGUGACCCUGGGGGCUCGGCCACGCUGCUCCAAGCAGGAGAAGGCUCAGUUCUGGUUCAACGCCUCUCGGCGAGGGCUGUACCUCUGCAACGGCAGCACCUGGGUCUCCAUGCUGGAAGUCCAACACAGGCUGGACUACGUGGAGGAACACCAGAACCUGGUGACCAACUCGGAGACAAUGGGCAUUGAGGUGUUCAGCAUCCCAAAGGUGGGACUGUUUGCAGCCAUGGCCAACAGGAUCACGCCCCCGGGAUCGGCCAUCUACAGGUGGACCGACGGGAAGUUUGUGCACUACCAGAACAUCCCCACCCACCAGGCUCAGUCCUGGAAGUAUUUCACCAUUGGGAAGAAGAUCUUCCUGGCAGUGGCGAAUUUUGAGCAGAAUGAGAGGGGUCAGGAGUUCUCUGUCAUCUUCAAGUGGAGCCGCAGGAAGGCGAAGUUCGUGGCGCACCAGCGGAUCGCCACGCACAGCGCCAGGGACUGGGAGGCCUUUGCCAUCGAGGGAGAGGCUUUCCUGGCCGUGGUCAACCACAGAGAAGGGAACAACCACAACAUAGAUAGCGUGAUAUACAGGUGGAACCCCAGGACAGGGCUGUUUGAAACCAACCAGACCAUUCCCACCUCUGGAGCCUACGACUGGGAAUUCUUCACCAUCGGGCCAUAUUCCUUCCUGGCUGUAGCUAACACAUUCAAUGGCACGUCCACUAAGAUCUACUCACACAUCUACAUCUGGCUCAGUGGCUCUUUCCAGCUCUUCCAGUCUAUCCUGACAUUUGGUGCAGCUGACUGGGAGGUUUUUCACAUUGGGGACAGAGUCUUUCUGGCUGUUGCCAACAGCCACAGCUAUGACAGCGGGAUGCCAGCACCCUCCAACUUCUAUGCCAUCAACUCCUCCAUCUAUGAGCUGAACAUCACAGCCCAGAUGUUUGUGAAAUUCCAGGACCUUCUCACCUACAGUGCCCUGGACUGGGAGUUCUUCUCGGUGGGAGACGACUCUUUCCUGGUGGUGGCCAACUCCUUCGAUGGCUUCACCUUCUCUGUCAACAGCAUCAUCUACAGGUGGCAAGGCUACGAAGGCUUCGUGGCAGCCCACCAGCUCCCCACGGUCGGCUGCAGAGACUGGGAGGCGUUUCACACCGCUGAGGGCUCCUUCCUGCUCUACUCCAGCGCCAAGGAGCCGCUUUCCAAGGUGCUCAAGCUGAAAACCACCUGA
Molecule: messenger RNA, 2286 nt
Organism: Lonchura striata (white-rumped munia)
Lineage: Eukaryota; Metazoa; Chordata; Aves; Passeriformes; Estrildidae
Source: RefSeq, a predicted model, not a curated record